Molecule: messenger RNA, 12459 nt
Organism: Arvicola amphibius (Eurasian water vole)
Lineage: Eukaryota; Metazoa; Chordata; Mammalia; Rodentia; Cricetidae
Gene: Tdrd15
Product: tudor domain containing 15
Exons: 5
Coding region: 4941-11243 (2100 amino acids)
Source: RefSeq, a predicted model, not a curated record
CUUGAGCAUAUUUUGCAAUUACACCUUUCUUUCUUUUUCAACACCCACUCUUGUUAGUCCUCUUUCUUCAUAGACAUUUUUGCUUCUAGUUUCAUGUCAUAUAUGCAUGUGGUUUUCUGCAUACAUAGGAAAUCUAGGAACCACAUCUAGGGAGAAAUGUGAUAAUUGUGUUUCUGAGACUGACAACUUGUUUAGACUGAUGGUCCCCAGGUGCAUGCAUUGUUCUCCUUGUAAGUCCAUUGUUCUUUGUGCCUGAGAAAACUUCCACUAAUUUGUAGCACAGUUUGUUGAUCGGUUUCUCUUUUGAUGCAAACCCGGGUUAGAAUUAACCACUUAAUGGAUUUCUCUUCUUGCUAGUGAGGUUGAGGACAUUUGGAUAUCUUCAUUUACCAACUGGACUUCAUCUUCUGAGAAAUUUCUGUCUAUUUCAUUUGCCCAUUCAAGAAUAAUGAGUUGUUUGUUUUCUUGAUAUUCAGUCUAUUUUUGAGCUAUUGUAGAUCCAAGAUAUUAGUCUUCUGUAAGAUGUAUUGCUUGCAAAGAUUGGCUGUCUUUUUAUUUUGUUAUAUUUUUCCUUGGCCAGCACAAGGAGUUUUGAGCUUACAAUUUUUUUUUUUUUGUGUGUGUGUGGUUAGUUCUUUACGGGCCUUUGAAAAUUGGACAUGGCUAGUUAUAGGCAAAGUAGGAGUAGAGGUUUGAUUAAACUUGAAUACUUGUAUUUCCUGUGAUUUUUGCUGGUGAUGAGGCUGUGAUGGACACAUGUUUGGUGUCUGCCAUAGCUGUCUUCCCUUUAGUAACUUCUGUUUGUACCAGAGGCCUCUGAGUUUAUAAAUUCUUAUCUGUGAAUUGUUGCAAUUGUUCCUAAGCAACUGGAGGUUUACUCAAGAAGUACAUGCCUAGGUCUCGAAGUGUUUCCCUUCACUUCCUUCACGGCCUCAGAGCUUCACGCCUUAUGUUGGAGUCUUUGAUUCAUUUGAAUUAUAAACAGAGUAUGAGGCAGGGAUGUAGUUUCUUUCUAUAUGCAGAUAUCCAAUUUUCCAGACAUUUUUCACCGAAGAGACUAUCUUUUCUCCAAUGUGUCUUUAUUAUUUCUUUGUCAAAAAUGAGAUGUCUGUGUUUGUAUCUGGAUCCUUUAUUCAACUCUGUUGAUUUGCAUGACUAUUUUGUGCUGGUACCACCUUGUUUUUGUUAUUAUACUUCUGUUGUAUAUUUGAAAUCAAUUAUGGCUAUACGUCUAGCACUCUUCUUUCUGAGCAGCUUUGACUAUUCAGAGGCUUUCACUUUCCCAUAUGAGUUUUAUUAUUUUUUCUAAUUAUAUGAAGAAAGACAUUGGAAUUUUGAUGGGAAUUUUAUUGAAUCUGUACAUUUCUUUUGACUGUAUAGCCAUUUUUUCACAGUAUGUCUUUUCUUAUGAAUAUGGCAGACUCUUCAAUCUUCCAGUGUCUUAUUAACAUCUUUCUUCAGUGAUAUGCUCUGUUUCCUUUCUCAUUUCAUUAAAACAAUGCUCAUCAUUGUCUAUUAGAUUUAUUUCUUCACAUAUUAAGUAGAUAGCUAUUUGUUCCGUAAACACUGUCUGACUCCAGUGUGGUUGUAUUAUACUUUAUAAGGAAUUUUACUCUAUUUGCAUUCUUUUCUAAAUCCCCCAAGACUUCUCCCUCCUUAUAAUAUACAUACUUUUUAAAGUGAAUCUUUACCACAGUUUUACACUGAGUUUUACAAGGUCUUAAGGCUAAAACAUGAUGACACAUCUAUAAUUAGUCUCUAGAUUCCAACCCAAAAGCUAUUUCCACUCAUGAUGCUGCACCUAGCAUCCAAUGUGUACCUAUCUAGCCUUUCAAUGAUGCGAUAAUAACAGAAAGGCCAAGAAUUACUCAGUGCCCCACUGGGUUUCUAGAAAGUAAUCAGCAGAUAGGUAAGAAAACAGAAUGGAAUAAAAAUACCUCUGGUUCCAGGCCAUGUCCUAGUUUUGACAUGGUGUUUGGGGAGAGUUUUCUGUUUAAUCUCUGCAUAAUAUGUUGUAGUCCUGUCUUCUUCGCAUUCUAGGGUCUCUCAGUCAAUAGAUGGACCAGUAGAAGAGCUUUCCAAGUACUUAACUAAUUCUUUAGUGAAUGUUGGAGUUACAGCUGGACACUAUUUUGUCUCUAAUCUUUUCAGAAAGACCAAUAAAAUCACUAAGCAGGAAAUGUCUGUUUCUUUACAUCUUCCAAAUAUUUACUUUUCUUAAGGCUUUGAUUUGUAGACCAGGUUGCCCCCAUACUCUACCAUGGAUGGAUGGAUACAGAACAAGCAUAUGCACCAUUUCAACUGUCUGGGAUGUUUUUCUAAAUAAAUCAGUCAUGGAGAAACAUCAAAUUCCUAUUGCCCUGAGUUAUGCACACUGUGCAUGAAGAAGCAUGUAGCCAAGUUGUGGCCCUGAAAAACCACAGAAUAAUCAGCUUAUGAGCAGUUAAGGUAUACGUGGAUAGAAGUCAAAGCAUGAAUGGAUUCUCUGCAUAUAUAGGAAUCCAGCAUUUAAAAGUACUUAACGUCAGAAUAUGAAGUAAUGGGUUACUGUGACGAUUUCACACACGUAUGCAAUUUUAUACUUUGUUCUCAAGGCUUUUUAGUGCAUUUUUGUGAGUCUGUUUCUCUCAAUGAUCAAAGUAGAGAUAGAGGGGAAAGAUCCAGUCCUGUGGGCAAUUGGGAAAGAAAAGACAGGCAGAAAGAGGAAUUGUGGGAAGAAAGGAGAGAGUAAGCAUAUUGUAAAAACAAUUAUGGGAAAUAUGUAACUGGAGCUGCAGGAAGAAGAUUAGCAGCUCUGUGGGCUGGUGGCGAUCUUUGUUAGCUUUAGACUCAGCCCUAUCUUAGCUGUUGCGCUGUAGACUUUGCUGAACUCAAAGUGCAGGUUCCUGUGAUGGCAGUCCCUUGUUGACUUGUUCUUCCUGACCCAGUGUUCCAAGGCUUGUGUAACUAUCUCAGCAGGUUUCUUGUGACUGAAACUUCUGAGCUGAGGUAAGGGCUAGGGUCCAGCAGUGCUGUGGAUUCCUAAAGCCAGUUGGUGGGGAAGACUGGAGAGAUAGAGGAAGCCUUCCGAGAUGCCGAGUCAAAUGGAAAACUUGUGGGCAGGAGGAAAACAGGAGUGUUGCAAUCAUAGGAUUUACCUUUCUCCCUCAGGCUUGAUAAGGUUUUGGGGAAAUAGCAACAUUCUUUUCAACAGUGAGGUCAGCAGUCUCUCCGGACUUUGGUUUCUCAAUCCCACUUUGCAAAGUCAAAUAAACGGAAGCCCUUGGUUCAAGUGGAGUUAUCAGUAAACAUCUCUGCUCUCCUGAAGGCUGUGUUCUGUACCAGAAUCUUCUGAAUUAGCAUUUCCUGCUGGAGAAACAGCUUACUCUUUCAGGGAAGCAUAUGGAGAUAGACUUGAAGCCUGGAAUUUGGGGCCAUCUACUCAAGUGCCUUGGACAGGAAGCAGAAUCAUGGACUUGGCUUCUUCAGCCAUAUUUCGUGGGUAUUUGACAGCCAUACUUUGUGGAUCUGAGUUGCCCCUGCCACCAGGCAUGUAGUGAUUACGUGAUCGUUAUUCUGGAGGAGGAUCUGGAAGCUGAGAAGAAUGGGUCCCGUUAGCACUGGCUGGCAUCAGUUCAAAGGUGUCUGUUGAAGAAGCCGAUCUGCUGUCUGUCUGUACCUACCAUUUUGGAAAGAAGACCAUUUUUGCCCCACUGGCGUGAAGUGAGUUUGUGAGAGCCCUUGGAUUAACUGAAGGAAUAGUGGUCUGGAGGGAUUGGCCUCUGGUGUUUUAUGGACCUGCUCAUACAGCUUCCUUGUUUCUUUGGGCUUUGAUUGGCUAAUGCAUCACAAGAUACAUACAUUUGACAAAGGAGCACUGCUGGUCCCUUUGUGGAUAAGAAGCAAAGAUGGUGUGCCGGUGAAAGGAUGGGCCCACCAGCCAAGAGCCAGGCCAUGAUAAUAACAUUAUCAUAGUAUUCAGCAAUGUACCACUUUGGGGGUACGCUUCAAAAUCAGUCUAGAGCACUGAGAGUAUUUUAAAGUUUCUUUAUAUUUACUUUAUUAUUUUUAGAAUUUUCUAGAUAUGGAGACCAAAAUUGAAGCAAAGUUAUCUCUCAUGGCUUAAACUUUUCUUUCUUUUUGUGGCUGGUCCUGUGAGGGUUAAGUCUGCUCAGGCUUCACUGUCUUUUCAGGAUUAUCCUAAUUUAGUGGCAUUUAGGCCUCAGCACUUUGCUCCCUAGUCAAUGAAUAGCCAUGGUUCUGCAUAAUGAUGUUGGUAGGGUCUAAGCAUAGCAAGUUAGCACAAGAGAAAGAUUGCACACUUUGUCUCCUCUUUGACUUAUAUCUGCCCUUGUUUUCUUCUCUUGUCCCCUUGAAUUGUUGGUUAUUAGAAGCCCCAAAGGAAGGUUGUUUUUUCCCAGGAGGAAAAUGAAGUCACUAGUGAACCUGAUUUAUCUUUUCCAUUAUACCACAUCUGUUAUCUAGUAUAAGUUUGCUAAGUUUUCUGGGAAGUAAGGAUUACCUCUGUGUAUUCCAAUAAUUAUCUACACUCUUUUGUCUUGUUAUCUUUGAGAGAUUUUCUGAUGUGCAAAGGUGAGUAUUUAUCUCAGCACAUUUUAUGUCAACAAUAUUUUGCCUAGUACAUACAUUUUUUGCCAAGAUGUUUGAUUAUGAUUUAAAAAAGUGAGGACUGGUGAGAUGGCUCAGUGAAAAAGGGCACGUGCUGGCAUGCCUGAUGGUGUGACUUUGAUGUCCAGAGCCUACAUGGUAGAAGGAGAGACUAACUCCCACAGGUUGUCCUCUGAGAUCCAUUCACACACUGUGUCAUGUAUGUCUCACCUCCCCCAAAUGAAUGGAAAAACAUGUGCUUUGUAUUAUCUACCAAAUUUAUAUAAGACCAAUUUUAUAUAGUAUUGAUAGCCACCUAUCUGCUAAUUUGUCCUUAUUUGUUUUUUUAGAAAAUGAAUUCUACAUCUUUAUUACCAACAUUUUUAGAUGUGGAUCUGACAGUUUUACAUAUCGAGUGUCUUCCCAAGGAUAUUCUUGUGAAAUUUCAAGGCAAAAGCAAUAGUGAGUGUCAGUUUGACUAUCACAUAUUGCAGAGGGAAAUACAGUAUAUCCCCAAAGUGAAGAAUGAUGUGAGAGUCGAUGAGUUCUGUCUGGUGGAGGAAAAGGUGACUGGAGAAUGGCAGAGAGGCAGAGUGGUGGGGAAGACGAACGAACUCUACACAGUGCUACUCAUUGAUCGGGGAGAAGAGCUGAGAGUUGAUGGGACUCGGGUAGCCUCUGCUUGCGACAAGUUAUUUGAGCUCCCUCCCAGAGUCGUAUUUGGCAUUUUUGCCAACAUACUCCCAGUUGGAGAGAAAUGGUCUCCCAAGGCUUUGAAUUAUUUCAAGUCACUAGUAGGACUACAGCUGAAAGUCAAUAUGCAAACAGUUUUGCCUCUUCAAAUGAUUCUUCUUGAGGCGCCCAAAGUUAUAUCUGAAGUUCUUGAAUUGCGAUUAGGAAGAUUCAUUGAUAGGGAUACAUUUUGUCUUAUUGUGGAGAUACUAAAGGAACUCCCCAAGCCAAUGCCAGACCUCCAACACCAAAAAAGACCUGAGUCACCAGUAAGUAGUAACAGUGCUUCACUUAAUGUUCAGUAUCUCCUAGAUAAUUUCCAGCCAUCUUUACCGGUGGGAAGUUUUGACAGCGUCAAAGUGUCAUCAGCACUGAGUCCUGGGAAAUUUUAUUGCCAGUUACUUAAGUGGAUUCCAGAGCUAGAAGACUUGACAGAGUGUAUGAAUUUGCAUUACAACGCAAUAGAACAAGAAAACAACCCCACUUGCGAUAAUUUUGGACUCCUGUGUGUUGCUAAAGGGACAAAUGGACAGUGGCAAAGAGGAAUUCUUCAGCAGCUUUUGCCCAACAAUCAAGUGAAAAUUUGGUUCAUGGAUUACGGCAGCAGUGAGUCUAUACCCUCCAUGCGCGUGAAGAAACUGAAACAGGAUUUUAUUUUUGCACCGUUGUUUUCAUUUCCAUGUUCUCUGACAUAUUUACAUUGUCCAGACCCAGAAGUAAGAAAAGGACAACUGACUACAUUUAGGCAAGCCCUGCUAGGGCAAAUAGUAUAUGCCCGCAUUGACUGGUUCAGUGAGGAUGAACGUUUGUAUUAUGUGACUUUACAGUCUCAAGAAUCUGCAAUUAAUACUGAGUGUCUGCUGAGGACUCUGGGCACACAAAUAUUUUGCCCUGAAUUUGAGUCAAACAUUUCCAAUGCCUUGAGUGAGGCAGACACUUCUGAUACAGGCAGCUUUGCAAUGGAUGGUUUCAUUGGGAAUGUUGAACAGUCAGUGGGUGGGCUAAAUGAAAAAGAGGACUUCAAAGCAGGUUUUCCUAUUAAAAUGGUAAGAAUGGAGAUAGAAUCCAACCACAUAGCAUUUGUAGUGAGUGUACUGAACCCAUCAAAUUUCUGGGUACGCAUUAGUAAGCAUCAGAAGAAAUUUGAAGACUUAAUGAAAGCUUUAAAUAAAUUUUAUGAUGUAUCUGAAAAUGAUGAACUAACCCUGAGAAACCCUGAGCCUGGACUGUUCUGUUGUGCCAGAUAUAGCAAGGACAGAUGUUUCUACCGCGCCAUCAUCAUUGGGAUGAAUGAUUAUUGGAUUAAUGUUUACCUCUUGGAUUAUGGAAGUACUGACUCCAUACCAUUUUUUGAUGCAAAAAUUUUGCUUCCAGAAUUUUGUAGUUUGCCUCCCUUAGCCAUGCACUGUUCACUUGCACAGGUAUCUCCUGUCACAGAAAUAUGGCUACAGGCAGCAACAGAUUAUUUCAAAAAAAUUGUUCUGAACAAAGAAAUUUUGCUUCAAGUUCGAGCAAAAAAAGGUGACAAGUAUAUGGUGACUAUUCAGAAUAUUGAAGCCCCUGAAAAUACGGAUGUUGUCUCCCUGAUGCUCCAAGCUGGAUAUGCAGAAUCUGCAGGGGUAGCAUCAGAAGAUUUCCCCAGAUCUGUCAGAGACUGUUCAGUGUUAAAGUUAAAAUCUAAAGAUACACUUCAUGAUAAAAAUGUUGUGGCCUCUGCCCCUCUCAAAAGACCUAAGCCUGAAAAAUGUCAUUCUGAUAAGCUGAAAGAAAAUCUCUCAUCUUUACACAGGUUCCUGGAUAUAAACAGUUCUUUCAACUUGUGUUCUGAACCGAUCUCGUCACAGCCUUAUAAGGCAUAUGUGUUCAAGCCAGGAAAAAUUCUCAAAGUCAACUGUUCUUAUUGUCAUGGUCCAGGUGACUUUUCAUGCCAGCUUCUGUGUAAGUUAGGAGAUUUGAAAUUACUGAUGGAACAAAUUCAAGAUUAUUACAGCAUUCAUCCAGAACCAUAUCAGACUGGGAAGAUAGCCUGUGUGGCUAAGCAUUCCAGAGAUGGGAAGUGGUACAGGGCUGCCAUUUUGACGCAAGCAUCAGAGCAAGAAGUUGAACUAAUAUUUGUUGACUAUGGAAAUCAAGAGAGAGUUUUCAUUAAAGAUCUUUGUGCCAUCAACCCACAUUUUCUUGCUUUAGAAGCCCAAGCUUUCAGAUGCUGCCUCAACUAUUUAGUUGAUCCCACUACUUGUAAUCUAUUAGACUGGACAGCAGAAGCAUCCAGAGACUUUGGAAAUUUCAUUGCUUCAUGUGGAGGGCUAUUUACUUGUAUCGUGUAUGCCUUAGUUCUUAUACACCCUAGAUGCUUAUGUAACUUAGUGGAUUUACAAUCGUCACUUACAAGUGCAAAUGAAUACUUCCUUCGUUGUAGCUCCACCCACUGCAGUGUCUUAUCAAGGCCACUCCCACUUUCAGUCAGUCUUUACAGUUACUAUUACUCUUCCUUUGAUAUAAAGAUUGGAAGUGAAGAAGAUGUGUAUAUAUCUCAUGUGUAUAGUCCCAAAAAGUUCUAUUGCCAGCUUUGUAGAAACAGUAAAGAUUUAGAGAUGUUGGAGACAAGAAUCACAGAGAUGAUUAGCCUUAAAAUGUGUUCCACAUAUGACUGGAACAGAAUGUGUAUCUCUAAAUACAUAGAGGAUGGACUUUCAUACAGAGCCCUGGUGAAGACAACAGAGUCGUCAUCUGGCCCUUGUGUUUAUUUUGUGGACUAUGGGAAUGAGCAAUUUGUGGAAGAAAAUAUGCUGUGUGCCAUUUCUGAUCAAUUUCCAGAGCUGCUAUUUACACCUAUGCAAGCAAUUCAGUGUUUUCUGUCAGAUCUUAGAGAUAUAGAUAUUCCACGAGAAAUCAAUAGAUGGUUUGAAGACAGUUUCUUAGGGAAGCCCUUAAAAGCAGUAAUACUGUCCAGGGAAUCAGAUGGGCAACUUGGUAUAGACUUAUAUGAUGGGUAUCAACAUAUAAAUCAAACAAUAAAAUUGCUACUUAAUGUUUAUGGAGAAAACCACUCCAAGCAAGCAUGGAGUGUGGAAAAGAAUCAGAGGUUAAAUCAGGCAUUCACUGUUCCUUUGAAAGAAAGCACAGAAAGCAACUGUUGCCACAAUGCAAUAAAUAAAACUAGCCUAGCAAAACAUUCUGCAAACAAAACAGAUCAAUGGAUGCAUCCCCAACGUGUAUAUGCCAGGAGUUUGAAACCAUCAAUUUGUUAUGAAGUUGAACCCAUACCAAAAAGCAAAGUGAAGAGGCCCUGUAAGUACAGACUUAAAAAUAAAAAUGGAAAAUUCACUCUUGGGUCUGCAUACAUUCCUGAAGAAAGUGGCAUGGGCCCCAAAUCACAAAAGACAGUAUCAAAAUUAUUUACCAAAGACUUAAAUCAAGUAGCUUCCCAAAGGCCGUACAUCCUACUUAGACCCCCGGUCACAAAGAUUCUUCAACCCCACAUUGACUUGAAUACCCAGGUUAAAGAGUCUGCACCCACUAGCUGCCAUCCGGCCAAUUUUCACAUUCCACUUGCUGGGAAUGAAAAUGAAGUCAUAGGAUUCACCAGUGUUCUAAAUCAAAGAACAAAUGGCCAGAAAAAGCAGACCUCCCUGAGCCCUCUGGUGAGAGGUCAUAUAGAAUACUCUAGUGACCAUACCGUGUCCAGAGACAUCACAAAGGGAGUAUUGUUGCCAGGAUCCUUUGAAGUGGAAGUUCUCGAUCAUGGUAAUACUGCCAUAGUAAAUGGAUCUAAAGUUUAUUCAAUUAGCAGGGAACUCUUAAUUAUCCCCAGGCUGGGAACGUAUUCUUUUCUUCGUAGGAUAAGAUGGAAUGAGCCCACUGAAAUGUGUAAAGGCAAGAUUGCAGAUUAUUUCUCCUUAGGAGUAAUUAACAGAAUAAUUGCUUGUGAAUUUUUGAAGACACACGAUGAGAAGUGGGAAGUCAAUAUAACUUGUGGCGAUAAAUGUGUCAUUAAGAAGUUGCUGAGGUGGUCACUCUGUUCUGAGCUACAGGAACUGGCAUGGCAGACACCCCAGGCCAUCUCUUACAAAGUUAGUAUCCUUGAGAACAGCCACUCGAAGGCAGGAAGAGUAAAUCUGUAUGAUGGUUCUGUGAUCUGCACACCACUCUCCCAACAACUGGUAGAAAUUCCUUCUGAACUGGUAAGAUAUGGACAGCUUGAAAAAGCCAAAAUGAUUUAUGCAUCAAGGACUGGGGGAUUUCAUGUGAAGUUACUGAAAAAUCAGAAAACAUCAGAAUUAGCACGAUUAAUUCCUAAAGAAGAUAAUUCCUUUUUUUUAUCAAUGGAUAAUAUUAAAAGGGGGUUAGAGUUCUUGUCAAUAUCUAAGAGAGAUUUAAAGUGGUACCAACCCAAAACAGAAGGGCAGUGGGUACAUGAGAAAGUAUUUGGUUUUUUAAUAAAUCAUGGACAGCAUGAAGUAGUGCCUGUAAAUAAUACCAAGGUACUUAGUAGAGAGAUCAGAAGUAUUCCAAGACAAGACGUGUCUCAUGAAUGGAUUUGGUUUACACAUUCUAAGAAAAUGAUCCUUGAGUUCAUUGUGUGUUUAUUUGCCCAUUUGGAAAUGAGCAUUACUGCUCCGAAAUCCUUAGAUGAUGCCUGGGGAGUGGAAAUGUUGGUAGAUGGCAUGUUGCUUUGUGGGCAUUUAAAUGUAAGUACGUCUCUGGUGGAAGAAAACAAACUGCCAUUUUCAGGUACUGUUUUCAGUCUGGAGUCCCAGGCUCUUCUGUCACCUUGGGUAAUCCGGCCAUUUCUUUCGGCACCGCUCCAAAAUGGCAGGCGGUAUCACGGUAUAGCCACUGCUGUCAAUGACCCCUCAGACUUCUGUGUGCAGCUAGAGUUUUUCUUUAACACAAUGCAAUACCUCUUUAUUUUGCUUUCCGACUUACCAGAGCCCUUGCAAGCCUUGCCUCUAGAGCACAUGAGUCCUGGUUCUAGUUGCCUGAUCAAAAGUGAGUUAGAGGGUCAGUGGAGCAGAACAGAAAUUUCUCAAGUGUUGGAUCAGUCUUUACAUCUUGUUUUGAUUGACUAUGGACUUUCUGUUCAUAUACCUUACACAGAAGCAACAAAUCUUAAAUCUGUACCCGAGAAAAUUAUGAGUUUGCCAAGGCUGAGCUCUCCAUGUAGCCUGCAUGAUGUCUUACCUGCUACACGGAAGUUGUGGAAUAAUGAAGCCAGGCAGUUGUUUCAAGAUUUCCUAUGCAAAUCAGGCUUAGGUUUUCAGUUUAGGGCAUAUGGUCCUGCAGCAGUAUUGGAAGUGGAUGUCAUUCACAAGAACGACAGUGGAGCAGAUGUCUUGGUGGCGUCCGGUCUUGCCAUGCAUCCUAAAGAUUUAGCUGGUCCCAAUGGAAUGACUGCUACUGGGUCUAAACUACAGAGCCAUUCCAUAUGUCCACUGCUGGACAAACACUGGAACAAAAAAGAAAAUAUUAAUUAUAGCACCAGAAAACAAAAGAUGCAGAAAAAGAAAGCUUUGAAGAGGAGAAAUGUUUCCAGGCAUCUCUUAAAGAAAAGUCACGUUAGUGAAAAAUUACAUUCUGGAAAUUUGAAACGGAAAAGAAAAAUCAUCAUUGGGAAACUGAACUUCCCAAGUGUGGUUCUGUUUGAGAUUCGCAUAGCAGCUUUGUCUGGGGGACCACCUGACUGUAUGGAGAACAACAUGGGCUGCUUUGGAAGUGGUUUUGAAAACCUACCAGCUGCUGGAGUCCGGGAAAAGAGUUUUACAGUGGACUCAGACGCAGCCAGUGCUAAUGAAGAGAUCACAGUAGAACACUUGAAAAGUGCAUGCAGUUCUGGUAGCGGUGGGUGGUUUGCUACGUUCCAGGCACUGUGUUCAGAGCUGCGUGUUUUCUCUCACUGGAUCCUCACAGGCACACUGUGGUAGAAGCUGGUAUUCAAGUUCACACGGGUGCCUAGCUGUACCCAUGUGUCUGAAUGGCAAGUCACUGUAUCCAUUUCAGAUGAUUUUUAAAGCAAGGCUGGGGUCUAUUAGAAAGGGUUUAAACAUAGAUAUAAGCAUGAAUGUUAAGAGAGAAAUAGAGUGCUGGGAUGGUGUUGCUUAAAGGAAAUUCCAGUUGGAGCAGGGUGGUAGCACAUGCCUGUCGUCCCAGCACUUCGGAUGCAGAGGCAAGGAGAUAGUUGUAAAUUUGAGGCCAUCUUGAUCUACAUCGUGAGUUCCUGACCAGCCAAGGAUAUGUAAUGAGACCAUAGCUCAAAAAACAAAACAAAACAAAACAAAACAAAACCCAGAACACAAACAUAGCAGAAUACAUACAUGCAGGUGCGGUGGGCAUGGGCUUCUCAAGUUCUCAAGACAUAAUAGCAUUUAACUAUCAUGCAUAUGAUUCUAGCAGCUGCUGAAGAUACAUGGCUUUGUUGGCUAGUUUAAUGUCAUCUUAACAUAAGCUAAAGCCUUAAGAGAAGAGGAAAUCUCAAUUGAGAAAAUGACUUCUUAAGCUCCAGCUAUAGGCAAGGCAAGGCUGUAGGGCAUUCUCUUAAUUGGUGAAUGAAUUGGGAGGGCUCAGCCCAUUGUAGGUGGUUCCACUCCUGGCCUGGUGGUCCUGGGUUCUUUAAAAAAGCAGCCUGAGCAAGCGACGAUGAGCAAGCCAGUAAGCAGCAUCCUUCCACGGCCUCUGCAUCAACUUCUUACUCCAGGUUCCCACCCUGCUUGAGUUCCUGUCCUGACUUCCUGCUGUGACGGGCAAUGCUGUGGGAGUGGAAGUCAUGGUGUUUCACUACAGCAAUAGUGACCUUAGCUAGGACAAAAACUGGUACCAGGACAGUGGGGUAUUGCUGUGACAGAUCUGACUGUGCAUGUUAUUUAGGGAAGGAUUGUGGAGGGAUUUUGGAACUUUAGGCAAGAAAAAGCAUCGAGCAUUCAAAGCUUGGUGAGCUAUGGGAACUUGGAAGAGGAGAUUGCUGAGAGAAACGUGGAUGAUGGAGGCCCGGCUUGUGAAGUUUCAGAGGGAGCUUGAAAGACUAUUCUGGGCCAUUUGCUAUUUUGAAUUAAGAGUCUGGUUCUGUCCGGCAAUCUUGUCUACUUCCAGUAUCCAGGAGGAUAACUAUAUGUUUUUCUUUGGGUUCACCUUCUUAUAUAGCUU